AUGUCGGGAGUUGAACUUGACCUUAUUUGUCCAGAAAUCGAUGUUGAUGAUUUUUCAUCAGUAUCAAAAACACAUCAUCAUGAGAGCAACUCUGUCGAAGAAGCUCAAACAUUAGAAAAUAACGACGAAAUAACACCAACUGAAUUAAUAAAUGUCAAUAACCUUGAAACUCAAAUAUCAAACGAAAACAUCGUUACAAUAGCCGAUUAUUAUCCGAAUGAAGAAUCUGUUGAUUCACAAUCAAAUCAGAUGUCAACUGGUAUCACCAAAGAAAAUGAACAAUAUAAGUCAACGUCAGUGAAUUCAAUACAAACUCCGACUGAAGUACAACCAGUACCAAUUAUGGAUGAAAAAGAUAAGGCUGCUUUACAAAGUAUAUUGGAUGAUACUGUGUAUUUUCUAAUCAAAAGUGGCAAUGACGAAAAUGUUUCUUUAGCCAAAGCUAAAGGUGUAUGGUCAACGCCACCUGCCAAUGAAAAUAAACUUAAUCGAGCAUUUCGACAACAUCGCAAUGUGAUUUUAAUUUUCUCAGUGGCUGAAAGCAAAGCAUUUCAAGGUUUCGCUCGUAUGUCAGGUGAAGCUCGUCAUGAUAGUCAACCAAUUAAUUGGGUAUUACCACCGGGCAUGAGUAAUCGAGCAUUUUCUGGUGUUAUUCAUAUUGAUUGGAUUUCUCGACGAAGUUUACCAUUUAAUCAAACUCUACAUUUAUUCAAUCCAUGGAAUGAAAAUAAACCUGUUAAAAUUGGACGUGAUGGACAGGAAAUUGAACCACGUUGCGGUGAAGCUUUAUGUCGUUUAUUUCCACCUGAUCCAACCAUUGAUUUAGUGUCAAUUUCAAGAAAAGCCGAAAAGCACAAGCCAUCUCGAUCGCCAUUAUCAAUCAAUCCUUCGAAACAUAUAAAUCAUCGUUCGUCCACUUCUAUUGAUCGGCAUAGACGUCAUCGGUCAAGAAGUCGAGAUCGUAACAGUAAAGAACCACAUCGUAAACGACGACAUCAAUCAACAUCAUCACAUUCAGAUCAUGGUACUCAACGUAGUCCAACUCGAAAACGUUCACAUCGUAGUAACGAAGAUGUACCGUUACCUAAUAAUGUUGAUAGAAGAAUGUCACAUAUAAUGGCUAGUGGAACCUAUGAAGAUUAUGUAAAAUACAUGCUUGAAUCUCAAGCACAAUAUACUGGAUAUGUACCACCUAUGUUUCCAUCAGCGCCCUAUCCAAUGGUCUACGAUCCAACUGGUCUUUAUACAAUGGGAUAUGAUUCUCAUAGUAUGCAUAGUGCAGCUACGUAUACAGAACCUAUGAAUGUGUAUUUACCUCAGCCAUCCUCAUCCAUAUCUCAUAAUACAACUGAAUACGAACAAGAAAUCAAUGCAUUUCUUCGUCACACAACAUCAUCACAUAAAGAAAACGAUAAUGGAAAUCGAGCACAUCGACCACAUCAUCAUCAUCAUCGUAGAUCAUCAUCUCGGCACCGUUCCAAAUCGCGUGAAUAUCGUCAUUAA
This is a messenger RNA of Rotaria socialis, 1503 nucleotides long. NCBI's taxonomy places the organism in Eukaryota, Metazoa, Rotifera, Eurotatoria, Philodinida, Philodinidae. The record is from the annotation of a GenBank genome assembly.